Messenger RNA from Sardina pilchardus (European sardine), 3489 nucleotides. RefSeq names its product photoreceptor cilium actin regulator 1 (gene pcare1). The coding region runs from base 1 to 3489 and encodes 1162 amino acids. The transcript has 2 exons. Lineage: Eukaryota; Metazoa; Chordata; Actinopteri; Clupeiformes; Clupeidae. The record is from RefSeq and is a predicted model, not a curated record.
AUGGGCUGUUCCCCAUCCAAAGGAAGCCAUUUUGCUGGAGCGCACAGUCCUUUCCGGAGAGGAAGGACUCUUUUGCCCGCCAGCCAAGAGAAUGCAGGUGAGUCUGACGAUGGGGCAAGUGGAGGCUCCUCCACUGCCGGAGAAACAGAUGGAGAGAGACAUUCUUGGACCAGUGGGGAGAGGCAGGCAAAGGGUCAGCAGGAUGUCAACAUAGCAUGCCCGGCAAAGAAGCCUGUAAACGAGGGGGGGAGUUGCUCCAACAAACCUGAACCUCAGGAAAUCACAGUAAAUGUUUUAUCUCAAGCAAAGGAUAAGCCAGGGGAAAAUCAAGAGUCAGGGGAGAAAAAGGCUGUUAAGAAAGCAAAAAAGCCCAUCAAAGGAGUUAAGCUUGCCAAGAAGAAAGAGAAAGACAAGAAAGCUCCAGCUGCGGAGGCGAAAGUGGACUUUCCUGAGUUACUGGUGAAAGCCCACCAGGCCGCCUAUGGCUACCUUAACCCCAGCAUAACCAAAUACGACGUCCUGCUCGGACUGUUGGACCACGCUGCUCAGACUCAGAUUUCGUUGCAGCCCAUGGUGGCGUUCAUGCUCAUGCGCUACGAGGAGAUCAACCGAGGGCUGGAGGAGAUCGUGGAGGAAGGCGAGAGACUUCUCAAAGAAAAUGGAGAACAUCUGGCUUGGCCUUGUCAAAUGAAAAAUCUCUCAGGCACUCCUGCCAGAACAAGCACGUCCCCCUCCAGCCCCGCGGACCCCCCACCUGAUCUACUGCAGCAGCUUCUUCAGUACACCAUACAAAGAAUGCAUCUUGUUAGCCAAUCAGUGGGUGCCGUGGGGGACUCAGCGCUGGAAGAGGCCGUGGAUUACUUUACCUCCGUGUCUGACGUGCUGGAAGAGAAGCUCAAGGUCAAGCGUGCAUCCGAGGCUCGGCUCAAGCGACUGCUGGCACGCGUGGAAGCCGCCACGCUCCGCAAACCCGGCCCGGAGGACUCGGCGCUGUUCAGCGAGGACAGCGGGAUCGGCGCGGAGAACGAGUCGUUGGCCGGAUCAGACCGACACAGGCGCCGCCGAGAGAGCUGUGGGUCCAGUGGGACCAAUUACACGUCAGGAAGCAGCCCCAUGGGGGGCCACUUUACUCCAGCCUACAAGGGAACUCCAACGUGCAAACUCACACGUAAAACUAGCUCAAAUCUCUCUCUCAACUCCUUAGACUCUUUUUGUAAUUUUGCCAAGGAGCAAAGAGACUCUGAGUUUCUCUGCAGCUCUGCCUCGAUAGACGAUGAUGAGAGAGAGGAUGGGAAGGAAGUAGAUCAUCAUGAAGGAGGAGAAUGUAGUAAGAAGUGCCCGAGCGCCUCCCAAUUGCACGCUUGCCAACACCCACGCCGUUUACCCUCUAAACGUAUAGAAAAUCCACAAAAUAUAGAGAUGACGCUGAAGAUGAGGGAAGCCAUUAGUGGUCGCAUCAAAUUUGUACCAUCCUCACCGAAGACCAGUCCAAAGGUGAAGCAGGCAGACAGUCCAAAGAUUAGUCGGCGACAGUGGAAUGAGGAGGAGUCCAUGCCCAAACGGCCCCAAACCCCCACACUGAGGACGCCGAAGAAGAAGUCAGCAGUGGCCAAAAAUCGGCGGACCCAUUCUGCGGAUUCGCUUCGUAGUAAAGCUGAGGACCCCACACUGCUGGAGCUGGAGAGGACUCAGAAGGACCUGACUCAGAGACUUGACCGGAUGAGUAAGGCUGAGGGGAACCUCAGAAACACUGCUGCUAAACAAGGAAAGGGGAAGACCCAGCCAAGCUCACCGUCAGCACCUGUCCGUUUACGCCCUUUGCAGAAGACCCCACAGAGUCCGUCAAAAUCCCCUAAAAAAACAGGCCAUGGAAACAGUUCAACUAAAGAAAGGGUGAUGAAAAAGGACCAUGGAAACUGUUCAACUGAAGACAGGGAAAUGGAAAAAGACCACGGGGACAGUUCAACUCAGGAAACAGAGAAACAAGUGGAGAUACAAAAGGAAUCAGAUGUCUGUCUGGAUAGAUAUAAUGAAACAGAAGACAAGGCCCUCCCAAAGCCACCUCCUUCAAGCCCAACACCACAGAAGCCCACAGGGCUGUACAGGGGCAGAAAUUCUGUGAAAAGAUUAAUAGACACAUUCAGCCAUGGAGUUGAGGAGAUUAAAGAUACACCAGAAAAUGUCAAAAUCCUCGGCCCUCUGAAGGGCGUGAUGAAGUGUGGCAUUCCCAUCAUACCCGGAUUAGGGGGCACAGCCACAAUGCUCACGAUCGGGAAUGAUAACUUCCGAGUGGACUCGAGAGCCUCUGACAGAGCGGACGAUGUUGACCUUGAUGACCUCCCUCCCCCUCCCCCCGAGGUACUGAUGGACAACUCUUUUGAAAACGUCCAGAAAUCAGAACCCGAGGAAGGAGGGGCCGGCAGAGGUCAUUCUCCUCUCCUCCGUAGAAGUAUGUCCCAGAAGCUGCGUGCGUCCAUGCAGCUAGUGACCGUGCUGCCCAGUAGAGGUGGCGUGCGCCCCGGCUCUCUCGGCACGCCGCAGGACACGAGCUCAGCAUCUGCAGCACCUCAGCAGGAGCCUCAGCAGAGAGACAGUCACACUUGUGACGUAGUGCCUUCAACGUCCGCAAGUCACAGCCAGUCAGCCGCAACGUCGACGUCCAAAACGCGAAUAUUGCCCACCACUCCUGUAACGUCCGGCCUUCAACGGAGACUCCCCAGCCCCCCCGUCUUUAAAAGGCAACCCACCCCUCCAUCUUCUGCUAGCCCUCCUGUCACACGCAAACUCCCCCAAACGCCACCGUCAGUGAGCCAAAGGAGGCAUCCCAGCCCCAGUGCCCCGAGGCAAGAUGGCACAGUGACAUCUACCUCCAUAUAUCCUCUCAAGGCCCCGUCCCCACCAGCAUCCCCGAAAGUGCAGCGAUGGUUACGGGAGAACAGCAGUGCUAUUAGACAAGAUGGCAGCCCUGUGUCCACCUCCGUGUACCCCGUCAAGGCUCCGUCUCCGCCAGCUUCCCCAAAGGUGCAGCGGUGGUCGCGGGAGAACAGCAGCGAAGACUCGUCCUCGUCGCGCAUAUUCAGCAACGCCCGGUCAGUGUUCUGUCCAGCUUCGCCCUCUCUGUUUGAGGCGAAGCCAUGCCCGUUACCCCGACCCCCGCAAGCAUGGACUUCCACAAGAGAGGCUGCUAUAUCUUCUCUUUGGGGGGAGCGAGGGAGGCACCCUGUGCCCGCAAAUGGACCAAAGCCUUUCGUCAGACGAAGCCAGUCGGACCGCAGGCCCAGUCUGAAUCAUCCACCCAGAGGACAAGCGGUCUCCUAUGCGGAGAGCUGCGGGAGUGAGCCAAGCAUUGCCAGCCAGGGGCUGGAAGAUGGACCAAUCAAAGACUCUGACAGAUGGGACCACCACUCGGACUUCGGCGGGGCGACCCGGUCCUCCUCCCAUCCAGAUCUGUGCAUCAUAGGGCAGUCCCUGCACCAGCACCGCGACUGA